AUGAACCAAGCAGGAACUUCAGAAACACAAGCUUUGAAAAGAAAUUCAAAGGAUGUUGCUUGGGAAUAUGGGAUGUUGUGUAACCCAAGUAAUCCAGAUAAGGUGAAGUGUAAACUAUGUGGAAAAUUAUUUUCUGGUGGUGCAUUUAGGAUUAAAGAGCAUAUUGCCAAGAUUCCAGGAAAUGUUUCUGCUUGUCCACUAUCAACAAAAGAUGAUCAAGAAAAGUGCAAAAAUGCUAUUGAUGAAGCUAAGAAGAAAAAGAAGAGCAAGAGGAGCUCAGAUGCUGACUUGCGAAAUUCUGUGAAGAUAUGUGAUGUUGGAGAUGAAGAUGAUGAGGCUGGUGCUGAACUUGAAGAGUUGAGGUCAAAAAAAAUUCCUCGGACACUUGGUCCCAUGGAUAAAUUUGCAUCAGAUAUCAACCCACGACUCUCUUCCGUGGAGACUAGACAACAAAAUAUCAGUGAUGCUCUUUGUAAAGAUAGAUUACAUAAAGUUCACCAAUAUAUUGGCAGAUGGGUCUUUGCUUCUGGUGUCCCCUUCCAUGCUACUGCAAACGAUGAAUUUAAGUUGAUGCUUGAAGCUGUUGGACAGUUUGGCUCGGGAGUUACGCCACCAAGUCAAUAUUUGCUAAGAGAACCUUUACUGAAAGAAGAAGUUGAGAGAGUCAAGGGUUUAUUAAAAGCUCAGGAAGAAGAGAGGAAAGAGAACGGGUGCUCAGUUUUGACGGAUGCUUGGUCCGAUAGAAAAAGAAGAAGUAUUAUGAACUUAUGUAUUAAUUGCAGAGGAGGAACCAUGUUUCUUUCUUCUAAAGACUGUUCAGAGGAGGCUCACACUGGUGAAUUUAUUUAUGAGUAUGUCAAAGGGUGCAUUGAGGAUGUUGGGGUAGAAAAUGUGGUUCAAGUGGUGACUGACAAUGCUCCAAACAAUAUGGCCGCUGCGAGGUUCUUGAAAGAAAAAAUACCAGACAUUUUUUGGACAUCAUGUGCUGCCCACACUGUUAAUUUGAUGCUUGAGAGCAUUGCAAAACUCCAAAGUUUUAAGACCAUCAUCAAGAGGGCUAAAGGGUUCACAAUAUUUGUUUAUGCUCACCACAAGACUUUAGCGAUGAUGAGGAAAUUCACAGACAAUAAAGACAUUGUUAGACCAGGGGUUACAAGAUUUGCAUCAUGCUUCUUAACUUUGCAAAGCCUGAUGGAAAAGACUGAUCAGUUACAGUCCAUGUUUGUUAGUGCUGAAUGGAAACAGUGCAAAUGGGCAAAGCAUCCUAAGGGAGUGGAAGCUUUUAAAACAAUGACGAGUAUGCAGUUUUGGAAUGGAGUAACUAUGUGUUUGAAGGUUUUUGGACCUUUAGUUAAGGUACUUAGAUUGGUGGAUGGUGAUAAGAAACCUACAAUGGGAUAUCUGCAUGGAGAGUUAUUACAAGCAAAGAAAGAUAUAUGUGCUGGGUUGAAUAACGUUCAAAGGAAUAUUCAGCCAAUCAUGACUAUCAUUGACCAAAGGAUUGAGGGUCGACUUGACAGUCCUUUGCAUUUGACGGGUUAUUUCUUGAAUCCUUACUAUUUAUACAAGGAUCAAACCAUUCCAUUACAUAACAAUGUGCUCACAAGCUUUUUCAAGUGCGUCAAUGCUUUUAUUCCCGACGACCUUUCCAAGCAAUGCAACGUCAUCAAUUCUGAGAUUAAUAAGUACAAGAACAAGGAAGAUAAUUUUGGGACACCAUGGGCUGUAAAAGGCUGUGAAGAAUUUAAAGAUGAUUAUGAUCCAGUUGAAUGGUGGAAUACUUACGGGACGUCAGUGCCUAAUUUGCAAAGAAUGGCAAAGAGAAUUUUGUCAUUGACUACUAGUUCAUCGGGAUGUGAAAGAGCUUGGAGUUCUUUUGAAGGGAUACAUACAAAAAAGCGAAACCGGCUUAGUACAAGUAGAAUGAAUAAUCUUGUAUUUGUCCAAUUUAAUACAAGAUUGUUGAACAAAAGAAAAAAACGGAAGGAGAAGAACAUUGAUAUAUUGCUGGCUGAUGAUGCUACUCAUGCUCAAGAAUGGCUUGUUGAAGGUGAUGAUGCAGAGCAUGAAUCAGCUAUGGGUGUAGGAGCUGGUGAUACAGAAGGAGCGGCAGAUGAUGAUGAUAUGGCUGAUAUUAGAGAACUGCGUGAUGAAGAUUUUAUUUCUGAUGCUGAAGAGGAAGAUUUUGCUGGUACUAAUUUGGAAUCAGAUGAAGACCAAGUUCCAAACAUGUACGGUGAAGAAGAAUAUGAUAAUUAAACUUUCAGUUGUUUUUUUUUUCAUUUUAGUUGUUCUUUUGAUUUGAGGACGAGGAUAUUUUCUACUUUAUUUAGAAUUAUUAUCAUCUUUUUAGAUGUUGGUUAUUUGAUUUUUAAGAAUUUAGUAUUGGAACCCUUUUCUUCUUUUAGUACUAAUAUUAUUUUAUUUCAUAUCAAUCA
This is a messenger RNA of Brassica napus (rape), 2438 nucleotides long. RefSeq lists its product as uncharacterized. The record is from RefSeq and is a predicted model, not a curated record. Bases 1 to 2259 code for a protein of 752 amino acids. The transcript has 3 exons. Gene Ontology annotation, molecular function: protein dimerization activity. Lineage: Eukaryota; Viridiplantae; Streptophyta; Magnoliopsida; Brassicales; Brassicaceae.